Colletotrichum spaethianum is the source of this 2478-nucleotide messenger RNA. Its product is annotated as putative secreted beta-glucosidase adg3. Gene Ontology annotation, biological process: translation. The record is from RefSeq and is a predicted model, not a curated record. The transcript has a single exon. Gene Ontology annotation, cellular component: mitochondrial small ribosomal subunit. NCBI's taxonomy places the organism in Eukaryota, Fungi, Ascomycota, Sordariomycetes, Glomerellales, Glomerellaceae. Gene Ontology annotation, molecular function: structural constituent of ribosome; methyltransferase activity. Bases 1 to 2478 code for a protein of 825 amino acids.
AUGUUGACUGCAGGUGGUCUUCGAAAUGCCUGCCCGAACUGUCGAGCUCGUUUGACGAGCUUGACAGGAAAACCUCUCCCCGGUGCAUCUCCUGCCAGUCGACUACCUCGAUCGAGCUUCGCGCAACAGAACAGCGUCCCUACCCUUCGAUCGUUGAACAACUCCACUGCCCGCAGAGCCUUCUCGACAACAUCCCGACAUUUGAAAGAGUCCGAUUCCAACCGAGGCGACAAAGAAGAACUCACGCGCACAGCGGACAUCGAAACAACAGUUCGGGAGGCGAAACAAAGAUUUCGGGAUACCUUGCCGAAAGGCUACCUCAGCGACGAAGAAUACAGGCUCUACGAGCGCUGGUACGGGCCGCCACUGAGAGAGACGUCACCGGACGAUGUUGGCAUCAAAUACUUGAACGACAAACACUCUGCCCGGCUCCGGCGAGACGGGUCUGGUGGGCCGACUCUCUUCCGACAGGUUGAGGGUGGCACGCUGCAGGAGGUGCAGUAUGCUCCGAAGAGGACAGAGCCAAAACAGAGCGAUGGCGAAGGGGAGUCUACCCAGAAUCAGAGUUUCUCGGAAACAUCUCCAGAUGUCAGCGCCACCGAAAACCGGGUGCCCGAAGGCGACGACAAAUACAUCAACAUUGUGGCGAGGAACAAGAGAGAAUACGAUGCUCUAAUGAAACUUCAAAAGGACUUUGAAAACAACGCUCGUGCUGUGGAAGAGGCAGAGCGAGAUCAGCUGGAGGAGGAAGAACUGAGGGACGAGGAGCGUGAGUUUGAAGAGGACGAGGACGAGGAAGAAUUCGACGAAAGCGAGGACGGGAUUGCGGACCAAAGGACCUCGACGCGUGCCGGUCGUUUACACCCAUUUACCAGGGAGGGCCACUUCUCGACAAACCCGAGUACUGUGAGCUUGCCACAUGUCGGGUACAUCUCCCCUGUCACGACGAUACUUGGCAGAACAGACAUCAAGCAUGUGAAGGAGGCUGCCGAGAAGGCAUUCGGAGGACCUGGUCUGCCAUACUCUCCCGCUACACCCGCGUCCAAGAUGGGCUUGGAGCAGCAGCCUGUUGGCAUGGCCGCGUGGCAGCACAAGAUGUCAGACAUUGAAGCAGACGCUUUUGUUUCUUCGUUCCUUCCUCCUGCUUACGCAUCCUCUAUGGGUAGUCUGGUGGAGGUACGCAAGCGUCUAGGUACGGACUGGCUGCGCAAGCUGUUCGAAAAGUCUGGUGGCCCUCGUUUCCUCGACGUCGGCGCUGGCGGUGCCGGUCUGUUGGCCUGGCAGGAUAUCACGCGCGCAGAGUGGGAGGCGAUGCGGUCGCGCGGAGAGGUCGACGCCAAGAACCCCCCUGGAAAGCAGUCUGUAGUUGUGGGCGCCGAGAAGCUGAGGAAUCGCGUCUCCAAGUUUUUGCACAACACGACCUUCCUACCUCGCCUCCCGGAUUACGUCCACUCAGUCGACAACGCGCACUUGCAGCUCGACGCCAACGAGGUUCCUCAACCGCGCAAGAUGUACGACGUCAUUAUUGCCUCCCACCUGCUUCUUCCCGUCAAGGAGGGCCACAGACGCAAGGCGAUUCUGAACAAUAUCUGGUCUCUGCUGAAUCCCGAUGGCGGUGUCCUCAUCGUCUUGGAGAAGGGCCAGCCCCGUGGCUUCGAAGCGGUGGCCGAUAUCCGCGAACGCUUGCUUAGCGAAUUCCUGAUCCCACCGGGUGGCGAAAACCUCACGCAGAGCGAAGAGAGGAACCCGGCCUUCGAGAGGGUCAAGGAACCCGGCAUGAUCAUUGCGCCCUGCACAAACCAUCGCGGGUGCCCCAUGUAUCACACUCCCGGAAAGAGCACCGGACGCAAGGACUUCUGCCACUUCAGCCAGCGCUUCGUUCGCCCCCCGUUCCUACAGAAGAUCAUGGGCGCAACACAGCGCAACCACGAUGACGUCCAGUUCAGUUACCUCGCCAUCCAGCGCGGUGUCGCCGCCAAAGAAGGUCCUCUCGCUGGAGAGGAGGCUACGAAACGCGCAUUCGAGGGUUUUGAGAAGUCCGAGACUGCGCCUGAUAUGCUCUCCCUCCCCCGCCAGAUCCUCCCACCCAUCAAGCGCCGCGGUCACGUCACGCUCGACGUCUGCACGCCCAACGCGCAGAUCGAGCGCUGGACGGUUCCCAAGAGCUUCAGCAAGCAGGCUUACCACGAUGCGCGCAAGGCAAAAUGGGGCGAUCUGUGGGCUCUGGGCGCGAAGACUCGCAACCACCGCAGCGUGCGCCUGGGGAGACCUGAGGUCCUGGAUGACGGCGGAGUUAGAGCGCAGCGCGCCAAGGCGGCCAUGAGCAAGAAGAAGAAGAUCAUUGGCGUCGGUAUCAAUGAGACAGGCGUCGUCGACUCCCAGGACGGCCAGUCCGCCCCAAGGAGAAAGGGCAGCAAGAAGGCAGCUCGCCAGGAGAUGAUGAGAAAACUGGCCAAGGAGGAGGAGGACCAGCUGUAA